This is a messenger RNA of Aricia agestis (brown argus), 1775 nucleotides long. It is a transcript of the gene Orc2, whose product is annotated as origin recognition complex subunit 2. The transcript has 8 exons. Gene Ontology annotation, cellular component: nuclear origin of replication recognition complex; nucleus. The coding region runs from base 67 to 1710 and encodes 547 amino acids. Lineage: Eukaryota; Metazoa; Arthropoda; Insecta; Lepidoptera; Lycaenidae. The record is from RefSeq and is a predicted model, not a curated record. Gene Ontology annotation, molecular function: DNA replication origin binding. Gene Ontology annotation, biological process: DNA replication.
UCUGUUCCAAAUUAUUUCAUAAAUAAUUAGCUUUAGUAGUUAUCGCUUGCUGGUCGAGUUUUUACGAUGGAUUCAGAUUCUGAGACAGAAUCAUUUAGCCGUAAAGUUUCAGGGCUACCACCUGCAGAAAAGUUUCGAGAAGUUGAACCGCUGACUCCAAGAAGGUUGGCAAGAAAUAGAACAAAACCAAAGAGAUAUGGGGAGUUCUUGGAACUGUCACCAGUUAAACGUAAAAUGUGUGUAGAAGUUGAGAGUUCAGAUGAGGAAGUAGAGGGUGUAGAUAAACAAAGACCUACAGCAUUAUUUGGGGCUGACGAUGUUGAUGGGCAGGAUAUAUUCAAAUUUAAAUCCCGACAUACUAAACAUGAUUUGCACAACAAGGUAAAAGAGGCGAUAAUAAAUUCCCCAACACCACAAACUACCAUCAAAAAUAUUAAAAUAAACCUCAAAGAAUUGGCUACACCUAAACAAGUUGUAAACAAGUUCAAAAAGAGAAUAAUGCAAGAGGUGGAGAGUGAUAGUGCUGAAAGUGAUUUCUCUGGCAGCAGCAGUGAUUUUGUACCUGACAAAAGUGAUGAGGAGAGUGAAUCAUCUCAGUCUGGAUCUGAAGAAGAGACAGAGGAACAGGUUGUUCAAAAUCCCACAAAACUGAAAACAGCAGCUGCAGUUAACAGGAGAGGCCGACAGAAAGACUCUGAAUACUUUGUGACCCCUGAUAACUACUUCAUGAUGAACUCUAGUAAAAAGAUAACAACCUCAGACCACACACUAUCCAGAUUAAAGAACCUCAAUCUCGAUGAUAACAUGCAGAAAAUUGACAUGUCUAGCGAGCACAAACUUAGAAUAAGUGAAUUAGUUCAAACAUACGAGGAUCUCUUCGACAAAUGGCUGUACGUUCUCAGCGAAGACUUUAACAUUGUACUGUAUGGAAUAGGAUCGAAACGCACAAUUUUACAGAAGUUCCAAAACGAUCGCCUCCAGAACUAUCCGUGUAUAGUUGUUAACGGAUUCUUCCCGAGUCUGACUAUGAAGAAUAUUCUGGAGGCAAUAAUUAUAGAUUUACUAGAAAAUACUCAUGUGCCAACGACAGUUGGAGAUAUUGUUAAUUUAAUUGAUACACAGCUGAAGGAAAAUAAUGUAGAGGUGUUUCUCAUCAUUCACAAUAUUGAUGGACCGAUGCUAAGGAGCAGCAAAUCUCAGGCUCUACUGGCGAAUAUAUCGCAAAUCAAAAAUAUUCAUACUAUAGCAACUAUAGACCACAUAAAUGCACCACUCUUAUGGGACCACACGAAGCUGAGCAAGUUCCGUUUCACAUGGUGGGACACGAGUACAUUCCUGCCGUACGUCGCUGAGACGUCUUACGAGAGCGCACUGCUGUCACACCGCGCGGCCGCGCUGCAGCUGUCCUCGCUGCGCAGCGUGCACAAGUCCCUCACCGCCAACGCCAAGGGUAUCUUCAAGGUCAUCGCGGAAUAUCAACUAGAGCACCAAAAGCAAGCUCACUAUACAGGUCUACCUUUCAAGGAUCUGUAUUCAAAAGCUCGUGAACAGUUUCUUGUCAGCUCAGACCUCGCUCUCAGGGCUCAACUUACGGAGUUCUUGGACCAUAAGUUGGUAAAAUACAAACGAACUUACGACGGAGGUGAAAAUCUCGUCAUACCAAUUGAAAGUGCUUUGUUACAACAGUUUUUAGAACAACAAAGCAUUUAAAAAAGCAGCGAAGUGUAAUCAUGUUUUUUUAUUUUUGUUAGUGGUAUGAAAUAUCUUACGCCUAG